Molecule: messenger RNA, 3436 nt
Organism: Leptidea sinapis
Lineage: Eukaryota; Metazoa; Arthropoda; Insecta; Lepidoptera; Pieridae
Exons: 5
Coding region: 102-1373 (423 amino acids)
Source: RefSeq, a predicted model, not a curated record
AAUCACUAGUCACUACGUUCUCAGUUCUCACUGCUUUGUAUUUUGUGAAUUUUGAUCAAAACAAAAUUCAAAAGAAAUUAUUUUAAUUUUUGUAGUAUAAAAUGUUUACUUGGAUCAUUUGGAUGAUAUUAUUUAACUCAGUUUUUGUGAUAAGUAGGUGCAAUUCGCAGGUUGGACCAGAUCCUUGGGACGUAGGAAGUCGUCAGAUAAUUGAGGAUGAUAUUCCUCCAGAUCUGAAGGCUAUUUCGACAAAAGUAAAAUUAAAGGCUGAUGUAGAUCAAGUUAGUUGUCAAUGGUUUUACAAACGUUUAAUAGCCAUUACUUUAAGAGGCGGUCAAAGAAAAGUAAGUGAAGAAGAUGACACUAUAGAUGUUUCUUUUCAAAUGAGAUAUAGUCAAGCGCAAUGGAACAUACUCAAUGAAUACAUAAAAUCAAAUACAGUCCUUACAGAAGAGAUGCUAAGAAGAUCCAUAGGAUAUAUAGAAGACUCUAUUUAUAAACCUACAAUAACUGAAAAAAUUGUGUUAGCUUGGAGUGAAUAUGUUUACAUCUAUCUUGUUGAGUACAAGGAGUAUAUUACAUGGGGCAUGAGUAUAUUAGCAACAAUUGCGGGAUCUCUUUGGUUAUGGCAUUACAUAUCAUACAAGAAUUUAAUUAUACUGAUAGUAAUUUUAAUGUAUCUAUAUGAAGCAUUCUUGUCUUAUAAGGAGGCUGAAAAGGAAGAAGUGGCAAGGUUUGUCUCAGCCAUUAAGAAAUGCAAGUGGUUUUUUUGGACUUGCGAAAAUUAUGAGCCAGACCCAAUACUGAUAUUUAAACAUAUGAACCCUUUGAAGAUAGGAGUCCGAAUGUUAACUACACUUGUGUCGGAGCCGAUGAUAAUGAUCAGUGAUGUUGUCAAUACUAUGAUACUAAAUAUAACAGGUGGCCUGUGGUAUCCGCUCGAUUAUAUCACAUAUGGAGUAUUAGUAACACUCUUUAAUGGUCUACUUAUAUUUUUGCUUGUAGGAAUAAUAUUUAACUAUUUGUUAAACAUCCCCUUUAAUAUAAGUCUCUUAGGAAUAUUUAGUAUUAAUUUACAGCAGUGGUAUGGAAGUAAACCAGACAGCACCACAAGAAAUGUCCCGGAGGACAAGAUAACUGGUGAAACUUUGAAUAAAGUUUUGGAUGUCUGCUCAAAAGCAUUAUCUAUAAAACACUCUAGUCACAUUGCUGAUAAAGCGUGUAAUUUACCUUCAUCACUUAGUAAUUCUUCGGGUAUGAUAAAGAGGUCAUCAAGUACAGGCCGACUACCAGGUUUAAUGUCCAGUUCUGGAAGUGAUAACUUAAGGCCAUUUAGGUUUUCUAAGCCAGAUGGAAGUGGAGAUGCGCGAUAAUACCAUUAUGGAUUACUUAAUAGUUAAAUACUUGUUUUGAUAAGCAAGUUAAAUAAAUUUUAAGAAAUUAUUAAUCUAAAAAUUUAUACAUUACUUUAUGCGUUUUGUUUUAUAAGUAUUUUAUUUGAUUGUGUGAUACUAACAUAUCUGUUAAAAAUUUAAGUGUUGGAGUCGGUUUGUACCUAUUACGUUCGCAGUCAGUUAGUAAGUUAGAGGACUGUUAGUUUUCGGUAAACUUUUUUUUUUUUUUAUGGAAUAGGAGGACAAACGAGCGUACGGGUCACCUGGUGUUAAGUGAUCACCGCCGCCCACACUCUCUUGCAACACCAGAGGAAUCACAGGAGCGUUGCCGGCCUUUAAGGAAGGUGUACGCGCUUUUUUUGAAGGUACCCAUGUCGUAUCGUCCCGGAAACACCGCACAAGGAAGUUCAUUCCACAGCUUUGUAGUACGUGGAAGAAAGCUCCUUGUGAACCGCACUGUGGAGGACCGCCACACAUCCAGAUGGUGGGGAUGAUAUCCUAACUUGUGGCGUAUCGUGCGAAGAUGGAAUUCGGCGGCAGGAAUCAGGUUGAACAGCUCUUCGGAACAUUCCCCGUGAUAAAUGCGGUAGAAGACACACAAUGAAGCGACGUCUAUACGGAACGCCAAGUGAUCCAGCCGUUCAUAGAGCGCUAGGUCCCCGACAAUUCGAGCUGCUCUGCGUUGCACGCGGUCAAAUGGAUCGAGCUGAUACUGGGGUGCGCCAGACCAGAGAUGACAGCAAUACUCCAUGUGAGGCCGGACCUGCGCUUUGUAGAGCGCUAGAAUGUGGGCCGGCAUGAAGUAUUGCCGUGCUUUAUUUAUGACGCCCAGUUUCUUCGAAGCCAAUUUGGCUUUGCCCUCCAGAUGGCCACGGAAUUGGCAAUCGCUCGAGAUUUCGAGACCCAGUAUUCCGAUACUAGGCGAGGCUUUUAGAACAAAGUUUAAAUUUAGGUAGGACUUGUUCAGUAUUUUACUAAAAUUUUACAAGAAAAGCUAUACGCUUGAAGUUAUACAAAUUAAAUUUGUAACCAAAAUUUAUGAACGAUGCGGGACUCGACUCAACUGUUUGAGUGCGCACGGGUCAUAAAUUUUGUUUAUUUAAUCCCGGAAGUGAGGGUUAUUACUUUAAAAUAACAAAUUGUUUAGUUAUUGUAUAAUAAUAAUAAAUUGAAAAUAAUAUGCUUUUGGUUGGUGUUUGGUCUGCAUGCAUUUUCAAUCUCUUUUCAUUUCAAAAGCAUGUUUUGUUUAAUUAUUAUAGGUAAGCAUAGUAAUGAUAUUAUAGUCUCGGUUAAAAUGUUCUUAUAAAGUUGUCCGUGUAAAAAUGUUUCUCUAAAAGACAAUUCCCUAUUACGAUAAUUUAUCAUUACAAUAAUGAUUCUAGUAAAUUGUCAACUGCCAGAUUUGUAUCUAACUUAGUCAUUAUCUAGUAUCUAUUAUAAAUUUUUGAUUAUCAUCGACCGAAUGAUCAUCUAAUAUUGUGAUACUAAAUCUAUUAUAUGUACAUACCCUAUAUUUUAUCAUAUUAUUGCGAUCAAUGAUAUUUAUGUUUCUUUCGGUUGUUGUAACGUAACUAUUUUAUUCCUGCGACUUCAUCCGCAUUAGGCUGCAUAAAAAGAACGAGCGCGAACAAAAACCUGAAAAAGUCUUCCUUCUCUUUCACUUUCCCUCCCUUUACAUACUCUUUCUCUUUCGAUGGCGAACCAUUAUUCUUUAUAUGUGGGGCCGAACUUUUACAAAUGACAACUUGCGUGCUAUUGAUUUAUUAGUAAGGCUUUGUGAGCGUUACAAAAUCACUCUUGCAUUUAUAACAUUAGGGUUAUUGAUUUUGAUCCAUAUUACCUAUUUUAUAAUUUUGUAUAAGUAGUAAACUACAUCAUAUUAUGUUUUUGUUGCCUUAAGUAAAAUAGAUGAAUAUUGUGCCCUUUCGAUUAUAAAUGUUAUGUCGUAAGAAUAGGAUCUAGGCAGGAGGUACACAUGGAUUAUGUAUUUUAUAUUAAAAUGUGUAAAGUAUGUAAAUAUAAAUAAAACUGUUUUAACAAAA